CCCGUGGCUCUUCUCCUCCACCGGACAAUCGAGACAUUUCGCCACGUCGCAGCUCCGAUUAGGGUUUACCGCGUGAGCUGAUCGGCGAUCCGGAGCGAAGAUGCCGAAGAAGAUGGGCGUCAACAGCAAGGCCGAGGUGGCCAGGGCUCGGAAGAGCGCCACGGAGUCCGAACGCAAGGAACGGGAGGCUCGGGAGAAGGAGGAGCACUACUGGCGCGAGGCGGAGGGACCCAAGUCCCGCGCCGCGAAGAAGCGCGAGGAAGAAGCCGAGAAGCGGGCCGAGGCCCUGGCCCGCAAGGCAGAGGCCCGGCGCCUGGCCGAGCUGGAGGAGAAGGAUCUGGAGAAGCAGAUGCGGAAGCCGGACAAGAAGGCCAACCGCGUGUCCGUCCCUGUCCCGAAGGUGACGGAGGCCGAGCUGCAGAGGCGGAGGGAGGAGGAGCAGGCUGAGUUGGCGAAAAAGGCGGAGGAGGCGAAGCGAAGGCAGGCUAGGAUGGCCGCCGAGGAGGAGUACGAGAGGAUGGUGCUGGUGAGCAACACGAAUCGGGAUGAUUCGAUCAUCGAGGCGAGGACGGUGGAGGACGCCAUCGCGCAGAUGUCAGUGGCUGAUAACCUCCCUGUGGACCGGCAUCCAGAGAGGAGGCUUAAGGCUUCUUUCAAGGCUUUUGAAGAGGCUGAACUCCCGAAGCUAAAGGAAGAGAAACCGGGUCUGACCCACACCCAGUACAAGGACAUGAUAUGGAAGCUAUGGAAGAAAUCUCCUGACAACCCUAUCAAUCAGAUUGCUGAGUGAUCUGGUGCUUGAAUCUUCCCCGUAAAAUGGUCAACAAGUUCCCAUGGGCCAUCAACUGUUGUUGCAUUCUGAAGAUACAAUGGGGACUACAAUUUCAUAAUUCAAGGAGGAGAUUGUUACCCUAUGAGUGUUGGUGUAUGGAAGAAUCUAAUAAAAUGCCAUCAAGCAUAUUGUGCUGUUCAUAUGGUGUAAGCUGCAUUUAUCUCAUCUAAACACUCUUCUCUGCAGUGCUUGUUUGCGACUCGGGGGUUUUUUGUGCCCUCUCACCUCUUUAGGUGGUAUAUAUAUAGUGAGCUCGUGUAUAUGGAGGCAGAAGCCGCAGAACUAUCAUUUGCAUAAGAAAUCAAUUGUUACAUGAGGUAGUUUUUGA
Punica granatum (pomegranate) is the source of this 1160-nucleotide messenger RNA. NCBI's taxonomy places the organism in Eukaryota, Viridiplantae, Streptophyta, Magnoliopsida, Myrtales, Lythraceae. The record is from RefSeq and is a predicted model, not a curated record.